Messenger RNA from Cooperia oncophora, 654 nucleotides. Lineage: Eukaryota; Metazoa; Nematoda; Chromadorea; Rhabditida; Trichostrongylidae. The record is from the annotation of a GenBank genome assembly.
AUGUUCAAAGCUGGAGCUAAGCCAGGACUUAUAGACUAUAAUAGGAGCAACUUCCGACAGUACUGGAUGCCUGAUUCCACUGGCAAGGAAUGCUAUCAGUGUGAAGAACGCUUUUCCACGUUUAGGAGGAGACAUCAUUGCCGCCUUUGUGGGCAGAUAUUCUGCGCGAAAUGUUGCAACAUUCAUGUACCAGGAUCUGCUUUAGGGUACAUAGGAGACCUGCGCCUUUGUCAUUACUGCGCAAAGAUGAUGGCACAAUAUCUCCCAAAUGAACAGGAACGUCGUCAGUCAAUUGAAGACCUUGAUAACAGCAGUCCAGCGAGUGCAUCUCCAGCACGUCAAGGAGAUUCGGUAGCUGCGGUGGGAUCGACAAUUUCCACGGUGUCAUCAGGUACUAUGCUAUGGACUGGACAAUCUGGUAUUGGUACAACUUUGGAUAACAAAGAAACCUCGUUCACUCAGUCCACGGGAAAACCUCCGUCUCUUUUGUGUGUGAAUGAACUAUACCUCCAGCAUGAAAAUCGACCCGAAGCAGAGGACAAUAUCAGAAGCAAUCUCCAAGAGGAAGAAGACUCUGGUCCCGACUGGUUUCGCAACAUGGAUCCUGACACACUUGUUCCAAUUAAAGAUGAUAAUGUGAGUUACUCGAUGUGA